AUGAGCGACUCAUUCUCCAAGGUCCUGGUCUCUGGUGGCACUGGUUUUGUAGGUUCGGCCAUUGUACGGGCUCUUGCUCAAAAAUACCCGGACGUUGCCAUCAUCGUCAUCGACCAGAGCCCUCCACGGCCCCAGCACGUUCUACCAGACAACAUCUCGUGUAUUCAGCUUGAUAUAACCUCAUCCGAGGCUGUAAUUAAUGCCUUUAGGGCCACAAAGCCAAAUGUCGUUGUCCAUACUGGGGGACUCAUCCCAGGCCUGGCCGAGCGGUUCGGGCGCCAACUUGAGCAGAAGACAUGGAAGACCAACUUCGAAGGAACACAAAAUAUGCUCAGCGCAGCUCAGCAGACCGGUGUCAUUGCUUUUGUCUACACGAGCACUUGUUGUGUGGUGACUGAUGAUACGAGCAAUCCUCAUCCCAACAUCACAGAGGAAUGGCCAUCCGCAGUCAGGUCUACCAUCUAUGGUGAAUCCAAGGCUGCGGCAGAAGCACUUGUUCUCAAUGCCUCUAGCAGCAAACUGGCGACAUGUGCCCUUCGGCCAUCGGUGCUUUGUGGACCAGGUGAUUGCCAGCUGCUCCCGCCGAUCCACGCAUGUAUUUCCAAAUACGAGACCCCGUUUCUCAUCGGGGAUGGACUCAAUUUGUGGGAUAUCACCCACGUCAGCAAUGUCGCCGAUGCCCACAUCCUAGCAAUAGAGAAUCUGGUAUCAACUCGCACUGCUGCCGGGGAAUCCUUUUUCAUCCAAAAUAACGAACCUAUCACAUUUCGGGAUUUAUGUCUGGCGAUAUGGGCACAUUUUGGGCACAUCCCCCCAAUCGAAUUGCGGAUCCCUGAGAGCCUGGCACAUUUUGCCGGACUGGCGUGUGAGACAGUCACCCGGGUGAUGGGGACAAGGACAACCCUGAGCCGUGGGACUGUUCGAGAUGCAUGUGCCAUUCGAUAUGCCAGUGGCGAGAAAGCUAAAGAGAUACUGGGUUACGAGGCCCGUAUGGGCAUUGAAGAAGGUAUCCGUUUAAGCUGUGAAGAUUAUGCUUCUCGUCUGGGAGUCAAGUUACCGGCCGAAAACACCACCCGGAAAAUAUGGCCAAUGUGA
Messenger RNA from Penicillium antarcticum, 1095 nucleotides. RefSeq lists its product as uncharacterized. Gene Ontology annotation, molecular function: 3-beta-hydroxy-Delta5-steroid dehydrogenase (NAD+) activity. The coding region runs from base 1 to 1095 and encodes 364 amino acids. The record is from RefSeq and is a predicted model, not a curated record. Gene Ontology annotation, biological process: steroid biosynthetic process. NCBI's taxonomy places the organism in Eukaryota, Fungi, Ascomycota, Eurotiomycetes, Eurotiales, Aspergillaceae. The transcript is spliced from 3 exons.